Messenger RNA from Blastomyces gilchristii SLH14081, 4329 nucleotides. Its product is annotated as endo-1,3(4)-beta-glucanase. Lineage: Eukaryota; Fungi; Ascomycota; Eurotiomycetes; Onygenales; Ajellomycetaceae. Bases 2223 to 3596 code for a protein of 457 amino acids. The transcript has a single exon. The record is from RefSeq and is a predicted model, not a curated record.
CAAAGUCAAGUCAAGUCACUUGAUUAUGGGACGUUGGGAGAGGCAUUAUUGAUGACCACUCAUAAUUACAGAGCUGAGUCUUGCUAAGAGCGCGAGCACUUCGUUGUUGCCUCUCAUCAUAUGCUGAGCGGGAAAUUGGAAAUAGAUAGACAAUCGGCCUGUUUGCAGGCAACCGCGGUAUUCAUUGGAUUUUUGGCAAAAUAAAAUCGGCCAUGGGAGUCAUAGGGAAUGAAAGAUCCGCGGUCCAUAGGGUUAUUUUCAAAAGUUGUCCAAGGGGAAGGGGUAAUGAUACCACUCAUCACACUGUUGGGACACAGCCGUUCUUUCCCGUCUGGCACUGGGGUCGUUUUCAACUUGCAGUGCGCCAUCCGCCUAUCAUGCUCGAGAGGGACGUUACAUUCGUCAUCGAAACGCGGAUCCUCGGAUUCCAGAUGAUUGGACUGACCCUUUGGCUCGGGUCGCCUAACGCACUUACGCUUUCACAACACCGCUUGACGCCUCUAAGCAGUCAUUGGCAAAUGGAUUCCUGGACUGGUUGGCCUUAAAACUGUCUGGGGCAGUUUAAAGAGACUGCGAUUUGGGCCUCCGGUUUUGAGGGUAUGUAACAGAGCCCCUAUCACGGAAAUGGGGCCCUUCGCAUUGAUAUCAGCAAAGAAGCCCGGGGCCGUGCUAGCAGAUAUGUCCUGCGGAAACUGAGCAUGAACUCUUCAUGUCCAACCCAAAACUAGCAUUCGGGCAAGGGAGCGGCUGUGGAUCAUGCGAACAACAUGCAUGUACAAAUCUCACAAAGCCGAUGACUCUCAAAAUAAAACUGUCUUUUGCUUAUAGAUAUGCUAGUAGAACAAUCAUAUCAUCUUUCCAAACAUGAUGGCGUGAAGGUAUGUAAAUUGAGCGCUGAAUGUAGCUGUCGUGAAAAUUUGGACAACUCUCUUAGCACAGCUCAACAACCACUAUAGUAUGAGGAAAAGAAGGAAACACAGACAGGAUAGUUUAUACAACUGGUCUGGAAUGGUUCAGUUCAUGAAAGGGGGCGUAUAUAUAAACGGCAAUGGAUAGUCGAGACGGCUGCAAAGUCAUACAGCAGAUACGCCCUAUGAGUAACGCGCAAAGCUUCUCUCCGAUUCUCCGGGUGUCUUUCUGAUCCGAAACAGAGUCUUUGAACAUGCAGCGCCAGAAGAUUCUAUAUAAAAAAUAGUUGCCAACCGCCAAAGGACGAGGGUUGAGAUAAAAGGGGAGUCGGCGAAAGACGACGCUUUUCCUAAAAUGGACUAUGUGGUCUCCAGGCAGCACUCGGAUAAUUAAUGUUCCGAUAUCUUGGCGUUCCCGUGAUAUGUCUUGGCUAACUGCCUCCCUCUCCAUACAAUACGGAGUACCUUAACUGUGAUCCCAUAAUUUCCCAUUAGACACUACAGAGUAGAGAGGGAGGGAGAUAUCUCUUCUAGAUCUCAUCGCCCAGCUUGUUUGACCUGGGUCAGACCCAUUGGCAGGUUUAUGGUUACGGAGUGGAUAAACCCGUUAACCCUGGUGCUUCAUCCAGUUUGGAAGUCAGCCAGCUUGUGCUGUUGAGUAUGCAUUUCUACCGUGGAUAUAUCACAACUCACAACAACAUGUUCACCCCUGCUGAGUCCUCCAGGUGACUAAUAGCUGGGGAAUAUUUAUUCUCUUGAUGUCUGAAAAAUGGUGACCUCAGGUGGCAGUUGCCAGAAUAUCCAGUGUACCUAUCUUGGGUUGGCUAAUAUGAAGGGGAAAGGGGAAAGCAUUUGUCUCCUUGGUGGGCAUGGACGAGCUCAAUGACUUGCUUCAUCUCUAUUUUCCAUUGCGUCUUUCUCUUCAAAAUGAAGAGUUUUGAGGGUAUGGGAAUUUUUAAACUCUAGCGGAAGCCCUAUCACCCCUAUCACCUAGGAACGGCAGGAUGACUUUAUGACGCCAGUUUAUGUUUUUUAUCCGAGCAAAUGCUCUUCGGGAGGGACGCUCACCAGAGAAGAGACAGUUAGGUUGAUAUUACUGCUGUAUAUUGCUGUCUAACAUCUAGUGCCUUCCCCGUUUCGUCUCGUUCUUGCCAGCAUCGCACUUUCCUCAGAAUCGAGCAGCCAUUUAUUUACUGAGAAACGAUGCGGCUAUGUCGAAGAUUGCUCCCAGCAUGUCGCGUUGGCUGAGGCGGCUCAACGGUGCGUUUCAGUUUUAUUCUAUCAUGCUAUCGAGAACUUCUCCUGUACGUCAUUAUGAAAUAUUUCCCGUGUUUUGCAUUUUUUACCGUUCUAUGGUUCAAGGCUGGCGCGAAAAAAGUGGUCCCACGGGAGUCAACCGAUGACGGAAGUGAUUCUCCUAAUAACCCUGCAGACCGGUGUGAAUGCUAUGUGGUUUCAGGCGCCGAGCCCGGUUAUUUUCAGAACUACAAGUUCUACGAUUUCCGAUCUGUUGUUCCAGAGAAAACCUGGCAGCCGAACUCCACGACAGCUAAGCCAGCCCGAAACAGGACUUCCAAUUCAAGAAAGGAAUCCCACAUGACUCUUGAAGAAACAGGCUUCUUAGACGACUGGGUGAUCCAAGACUGGAGUAGAGCUGGGUCCUUUCUUUUCCCGAUCCCUAUACGCAACAGUUAUGAAAAUGUUUUCGUCCUCGAAGAUACAACCAAUGAUGCGAGCGACACGACAUAUAUAGCCCUUCGCACCCAGAGAUUACAUGACCAUUCAUCGACAGCGGAGAUCGAAACAUACUCUCACGAUUACUUUCAUUGUUCUUUUCGCGUUCGGCUCCGCCUUCAUGCUGGUCAAGAUGGACACCUAGAGGAUGUUGACGAGCAUGAAGAUGGAGAUAGCUAUUGGGGCGGACAGGAUCACGAAUCUGUGCUUGACGAGGACGGGAUAUUAAGACAAGGCCGUAACCGUUCAGAACUGAAUCCAGCUAAUUUCCGUCUACGUCUGCCGCCCACCGGAGCCGUGGCUGGAAUUUUCACGUAUCACUCUGCCAGUGUUGAAUCAGACAUCGAAAUAUUAACAGCUGAUCCGCACACGCUCAUCCACUAUGCCAACCAACCAGAUUGGGAUCCUUUAACUGACCUGGAGAUACCGGGGGCUGCCACGAUUGUUGAGUUGCCUGUCCCUUGGACAAGCUGGGCAACUCACCGCCUUGACUGGUUUCCAAACAUGUCGCGAUGGUAUCUCAAUAACAAACUUCAAGCUGAGAACGAUUACCAUGUUCCCGAUAAGCCGAGUAUGCUUGUCCUCAAUCUGUGGAGUGAUGGUGGCGAAUGGUCUGGGAAUAUGACAAUGGGUUCGACUGCGUUGAUGGGGAUCGAAUGGAUCGAAGUUGCUUACAACAUCUCGGACAUGGAUGUUGAAAUUUACGAUUCGUUCAACCGAACUCGCCCUACCGUCCACUCUGGAAUUUCUGGAAAUAGCCAUCCCAAACGGACUUUGGAAGACAUGGCUGGAGAUGGGUUAAAGCCACGCCGUGGGAAACUUGAAUAUGAGUACGAUGGCUUCGAUGGUGAUGACGGAACGACUGAGAACGGUCAGCAAUGCCUGGUCGGGUGUCGGAUUGAUGAUGUGGAAACCGUCGGCGUGCCAGAGAUCCUGUGGGAUUAUUAUUAUUGAUCAUGUUCGAGCGCGCUUGUUGGAAAGCGGAUUACAGUUGUAUUCAUGGAACCCUUCACAGAAUAAUAACAUAGUUACUUUCUUUUCUUGCUUUCUUUCCCUUAUUUUAUUUUUUUUAUUUUCCUUCCCGGGAUGCUCAGUAUAUUUUUGUCACUUUUUUUUUUUUUUGGCGUCAUUUGGGUACUUGAGGAUGCCCUAGGUCGGGAGUUUCGGAUUUUAAUAGUUCCUCUUUUAAAAGGAAAGGAAUGGAUAAAUUCUACUUAUUUAUUUACUGUGCUCUGGUUCUUUAGAUGCGGCUGGUUGAGACAUACCUGGGUUCACUGCUAAUAGCACAGUACAUACAGAGAGACCGCCCAUCGCCAAUCAUCAUAUAGUUAUAAUAUGCAUCGUUUGUAUGACCAUGACUUACACGACGGAGAGACAGAGCCACAAUUGGACCUGGAACGCAAACAGGACUCAUCUACUCUCCUCUCCCCAUGUUCCAGUUGAUGCAAUACUCAGCGGUGGCUUAUGCUUAGCCGUUGCUCGCGGAUAGCUACCGAGAACGACUGUUGCGGCGAACGAGAACUACACCACCAUCCCAUACAUAUACCGUAUAUACAUAUUUAUAAAACCAGGCAGAUGGAAAUUUUUACCGGAGGAGUUGGCGAACGGAAUACUCCGUACAACUCCCACUUUUUAUUUAUUAUCAAUGUACUGUACAUGUACAUUGUACAUAGAACAGACAGCUGGA